UAAAUUGAAUGCAAACAUCUCCAUAAUUUUUGAAUAAAAUAAUUACAAUAUCUUAAAGUUCCCAUGUGUUGAUAUUUAAUAUAUAGCAUAUUAUAUUUAUAUAUUUCAUUAAGCUUUUAAGGCAGUAAUAAUGUUAUAUUACAUUAUUGAAUUAUACAAGUUUUAUCUUCGUUUUUGUAGCAGAUCAUAUUGACUUUAAAUUCACUUUAUAAGUUAGUAACAGUUUUUUUUUUCAGUACCUAUAACUUGUAUUAUUUCCCCUUGCAACUCAAACUUAAUCAAAUCGAUCACAUUUAGAGUACUUUCGCACUUGUGACAUAUUCGCACGCGCGUUGCCGUUCGCCUGAGUCAACGUCCUCGUCGAGCGGGUGCAUCAGGGGGGAGGAUGUACUGUAGCCGCUUAUCAGCCGACCGACUAUAAAAGCGAAUCUCCAGCGGCGACUGCGCCGCAGAUCCAGAUAGAAUCGUCUCCAAUCGAGUGGCAAAAACGAGGCAACAAAAUGUCGCAGACCGGCAGCCAGAAUCUCAACUUGGAUGCGGCGGCCAUUGGCCUGGAUCAAUGUGGAACAGCUGGUGGUUCCCCCACUUCACCUGGCCUUGGACUGUGGAGCGGAAUGGUGACCAUGCUCCUGCAAUCCCUUCUAGCCGCCCAAUGUCUCGUCUCCCCCGCCAGUUUGUGGCCAGUGGACUACGGAGGAGAUUUCAGUCAACCCUACGACUUCGUGGUCAUCGGAGCAGGAUCUGCGGGUUCCGUGGUGGCCAGUCGGCUCAGUGAGAAUCCCCAGUGGAGGGUACUGGUCCUGGAGGCUGGCGGAGAUCCCCCCGUCGAGUCGGAGUUGCCGGCAUUAUUCUUCAGCCUUCAGCACUCGGAGUUCACCUGGAACUACUUCACGGAGCCGAGUGACGAGUCCUGCAAGGCAAUGAAGGAUGGUCGCUGCUACUGGCCACGUGGAAGAAUGUUGGGCGGAUCGGGCGGAGCUAAUGCCAUGCUAUAUAUUCGGGGGAAUCGCCAGGACUUCGAUGGCUGGGCGGCGAUGGGAAACGAAGGUUGGAGCUACGACGAGGUGAUGCCCUUCUUCGAGAAGUCAGUGACCCCCCAGGGAAAUGCCACUCAUCCCAAGGGCUACGUAAGCCUGGCACCCUUCGAGCGGCAGGAUGAACCCAUUCACCAGAUGCUAAUCGAUGGAGCUCGGGAGCUGGGAUUGCCGUAUGUGGAGCGAUUCGAGGAGGGCAGUGAAACGGGCUAUGGCCAUGUGCCGGGAACAGUGAGAGAAGGUCGAAGGAUGAGCACUGGGAAAGGCUACCUGGGUGCAGUGUCCCGCACUCGACCCAAUCUCCACGUGGUCAAGAAUGCCAGGGUGACGCACUUAGCCUUCGAAAACAAUGCCGUGACCUCGGUGACUUUCGAAAGGAAUGGGGUCACCCAGCAGGCUGGGGUCACCAAGGAAGUGGUGAUCUCGGCGGGAGCCAUCGAUUCGCCAGCUCUCCUCUUGCGUUCCGGAAUCGGACCCAUCGAAGAUUUGAAGGAGUUGGGCAUUCCCGUUCAAUCGGAACUUCCCGGAGUUGGCAGCAAUCUGCAGGAUCACGUCCUGGUUCCACUUUUCCUAAGACUAGACGAAGGUGAAGCGGAGGCCAUGACCGAAAAGGGAAUGUUGGAUGGCAUCUAUGAAUACCUAAUCCAUCAGAAGGGACCUCUUGCAACGCACAGCACAGUCUCCCUGGUUUCCUUCAUCAACACAAAUACGAGCAGCAAGAGUGUUUAUCCGGAUACGGAGAAUCAUCACCUCUUCUUCCAACGGGGUAAUCACCCCUCGCUAGAAAUCUUCACCAAGGGCUUAUCCUUCCAGGAUCAGUAUGUAGAAUCCCUGCAGGGUUAUCUCAGGGAUUCCCAUCUCCUCUGCGUUUUUGUUCUGCUUUCCCAUCCAGUGGCAAGAGGUAAAGUGCGAUUGAGGAGCAAGGAUCCCAAGGAACCGCCCAUUUUAACCAGUAAUUACCUAACGGAACCGCAGGACGUGGCCACUUUGAUGAGGGGAAUCCGAUACAUUGAGUCCCUGGAGCAAACCAAAUCCCUAAGGGAACACCAAGCGGAAUUGGCUUACAUUCCCAUUGAGGAAUGUGAUAAGCUCAAAAACUACCGAUCUGAGGAAUAUUGGAGGUGUUAUGCCAAGUACUUUACAAUAACUUGUUACCAUCAAUCGGGAACCGUGAAAAUGGGUCCUGAUUACGAUCGCGAGUCCUGCGUGAGUCCUCGUCUUCGGGUCCAUGGACUGGAUAACCUCAGAGUAGCUGAUGCCAGCAUAAUGCCAGCUGUGGUUAGUGCCAAUACAAACGCAGCCACCGUGAUGAUUGGGGAAAGAGCCGCUGAUUUCAUCAAGGAGGAUCACAAUGGUUGCGUCGCUGGCGGAGAUGAGGGUCUUUGGAUUCCGCACAUGCACUCGGACGACUUCUAGUUUCUAGUUUGAUGAUUCCACACACGCAUCCCACGUCACAACUGGCAACUUGUCAAUAUCAAAAGUGGAUGCGGUAGAUAUCGAUGCACAAUCAACACGAAUAGGUAAAUUCAAGUAUGCGAGGUGAUACGAUCACCUUUCUUUGGUUUUUGUAAAGGUAGUUUAAGCAUAAAUGAUUACAAUAGAAUAACGUUCUUUUUUUAUAGGAUUUUAAAGAGAUUUUUCUAUGGAAAAAAAGCAUCAACUAUUUUCUUUUAUUAUAUAUUAGGUAAUAUUAAGUAUUUAGUGAUA
Messenger RNA from Drosophila ficusphila, 2741 nucleotides. Its product is annotated as glucose dehydrogenase [FAD, quinone]. NCBI's taxonomy places the organism in Eukaryota, Metazoa, Arthropoda, Insecta, Diptera, Drosophilidae. The transcript is spliced from 2 exons. The coding region runs from base 501 to 2450 and encodes 649 amino acids. The record is from RefSeq and is a predicted model, not a curated record. Gene Ontology annotation, molecular function: flavin adenine dinucleotide binding; ecdysone oxidase activity.